Molecule: messenger RNA, 727 nt
Organism: Lotus japonicus
Lineage: Eukaryota; Viridiplantae; Streptophyta; Magnoliopsida; Fabales; Fabaceae
Exons: 1
Coding region: 134-496 (120 amino acids)
Source: RefSeq, a predicted model, not a curated record
AAAAACAAAAGCUAGAGAUGCUCUAAUCUCUCUCUCUUGGCCAGUCACUGUCGUUGAGCCAAGCCUCUUACAGUCUCACUCCCUCUCUCUCUCUCUCUCUCUCUCUGGAGAUCGAAACAAAACCAAACUUACGAUGCCGCCAACCCCAACGCCGUUAAGCAGCGCCUCCGCGAUGCUCCGCCGGCGCCUCUUUCCGUCGCUCCGAACACGCGGCGGCGGGUCGUCCUCCUCCCGGUGGACGAGCGCGGGCCACGAGGAGCAUCCCAAGGGGUUACCCUUCAAUCGGACACCGCCACCACCAGGAGAAUCUCGCAAGUGGGAAGAUUGGGAACUUCCAUGCUACAUCACCAGCUUCCUCACCAUCGUGAUUCUCGGCGUUGGUCUCAAUGCUAAGCCCGAUUUGACCAUCGAAACCUGGGCACAUGAGAAAGCCCUUGAGCGUCUCAGGAUGGAGAGCAGCCUCGCCGCCAAUAGCGAUUCCGCAGAAUCGUCUUGAAUUCAGAUCGGAAUUCGGAAUCGACGAACACUGGUUUGGAUUUUCAGGUUUUCAAAGAGACAAAUAAAACUAGGUUGGGUGUAAUAAUGGUAUAACUGACAAAUUUCUGAGCAUUGUUAAUUCUAGUUUUCUCAUGUUAAUUUUUGCUGAUGCUUUAUGUUAUGAGAUUGUUGACUCGCUUUUUGUGAUUAUUAUCGUUUUGUUGAAUGUGGAUAAGGCAUUCCUGAGUUA